CUCUAUCGUCUUUGGGUCUUUGCACAAGCACCGGCAGCCUUUGAAAAAGUCCUGAAACCUUAAAAAUUCAUACACGUCUCUCCGUUAACCCUUUACUCGUGCCGAUCUCCCCGGAUUCGCACGUGCCACCACGUACUCCUGCACUUAUAUUCCCUCACAAACUCUCCCUCCUACAUCUUUCAAACCCACCUUUACUCACUUUCCUCUUCUUCUUUGUCUCUCUGCUAUGGCUGCCAUUGAAGCUUCUUCGCAUGCCCCAACACCGCUGCUGAAAGAUGAGCUUGAUAUUGUGAUCCCCACCAUCAGGAACCUGGACUUCCUUGAGAUGUGGAGGCCAUUCUUCGAGCCUUACCACCUCAUCAUCGUCCAAGAUGGCGAUCCUUCAAAGAUCAUCAAGGUCCCGGAUGGCUUUGACUACGAGCUCUAUAACCGCAAUGACAUCAACAGGAUUCUGGGUCCUAAGGCCUCCUGCAUUUCCUUCAAGGACUCUGCCUGCCGCUGCUUUGGCUACAUGGUGUCUAAGAAGAAGUAUAUCUUCACUAUUGACGACGACUGCUUUGUUGCGAAAGAUCCAUCUGGAAGAUCAAUUAACGCCCUUGAGCAGCACAUCAAGAACCUCCUCUGCCCAUCCACCCCUCAUUUUUUCAAUACCCUGUAUGAUCCUUUCCGAGAAGGCGCAGAUUUUGUCCGUGGAUACCCUUUUAGCCUUCGUGAGGGAGCCAAAACGGCUGUUUCUCAUGGCCUCUGGCUCAACAUCCCAGAUUAUGAUGCUCCUACACAGCUCGUGAAGCCUCUCGAGAGGAACACUAGGUAUGUGGAUGCAGUCCUGACAAUCCCCAAGGGAACCUUGUUCCCCAUGUGUGGUAUGAAUUUAGCAUUCGAUCGUGAGCUUAUUGGUCCAGCAAUGUACUUUGGUCUCAUGGGUGAUGGUCAGCCUAUUGGACGUUAUGAUGAUAUGUGGGCUGGCUGGUGCAUCAAGGUGAUAUGCGACCAUUUGGGAUUGGGAGUCAAGACCGGUCUGCCCUAUAUCUGGCACAGCAAAGCCAGUAACCCAUUUGUGAAUCUGAAGAAGGAGUACAAAGGCAUCUUCUGGCAGGAGGAGAUCAUCCCAUUCUUCCAAUCAGCUGUCCUUCCAAAAGACUGCACCUCUGUUCAGAACUGCUACCUUGAACUGUCCAAGCAGGUUAAGGAAAAGCUUGCCAAGGUAGAUCCCUACUUUGACAAGCUGGCAGACGCCAUGGUCACAUGGAUUGAAGCUUGGGAUGAACUAAACUCAGGUGGGGCUUCAGAUAAGCUUCCCAAUGGGAAGGCUUAAAAAAAAUUUUGAUCGACAGCGAAUACCAUUAUUUUACUGUAAGAGUUGUUGGAACUAUCAGUAGUCUUAGCAAUUGUGCUAUUAAUUAUCUUCUCUCUGACCUAUUUCGGAUAUGCAGAUUGUUGGGUGUAAUUUUACUUAUAAACUUGAUGGUAUGAGUUUUAGAGCAAUAAAAUACUCCAGUUGAUUUACCA
Messenger RNA from Juglans regia (Persian walnut), 1509 nucleotides. RefSeq names its product probable UDP-arabinopyranose mutase 2. Gene Ontology annotation, cellular component: Golgi apparatus; cytosol. The record is from RefSeq and is a predicted model, not a curated record. The transcript has 4 exons. Lineage: Eukaryota; Viridiplantae; Streptophyta; Magnoliopsida; Fagales; Juglandaceae. The coding region runs from base 227 to 1315 and encodes 362 amino acids. Gene Ontology annotation, biological process: UDP-L-arabinose metabolic process; plant-type cell wall biogenesis. Gene Ontology annotation, molecular function: UDP-arabinopyranose mutase activity.